AUGUCGGAGGAGCAGGUGUCAGACUGUGUUGAAGGUGUUCAAAGAUUGUUCAGCAACUCACUCAUGAUGAGGGAAAAGAGCAACAAGGGGAAAAUGCCCGCUCGGAAAUGCGACAUGUGUAGAGUAAUACAGGGUGCUGUGCUUGGACCUUUGAAGAGGAGCAAGGUGUUUUCUCAUCUCAAUAAAUUGAAAGCAGAGGUGACAGUUCACACUCUGGCCGAGGCAUUUCACCUGCCUCAGCAAGAGGCAAUUGAAAAAUUCAUAAAGGGGCCAAAGUAUGAACCAUGUGAGUUUAAAAUGAUUGCAAAUGAUCUGGUGAGGCAUUUACCAGAGGAGGCAGCAGGGAGGCUGAAAGCUUUCCAAGAGAGAUGGAGAUUGGCGCUCUCCUCUGAAGCCUUUCUCUCACGAUUAUAA
Knipowitschia caucasica is the source of this 414-nucleotide messenger RNA. Lineage: Eukaryota; Metazoa; Chordata; Actinopteri; Gobiiformes; Gobiidae. The record is from the annotation of a GenBank genome assembly.